AUGAGUCAGGACCGCCGCCUUCCCGCGGGGGGGGCAGAGCUGAGCGGGGGGGGCUGGCCCUGCCCGACCCCUCCCCAGCCGGGCCAGGGCCCCCCCGCAGUGAAUCAGCAGUUUGGGGGGCGGGUCCCGGGCCGCGCCCCCCGCCCCAGCUCCGUCCACCUUAAGAGCCGCGGGCGGCUCCACCUUAAGGCGGGGGAGGGGGCGCGCGGGGGCGGAUUCCCCCCCUCCCGCCGGUCCCGGGGCUGCAGUGGCGACAGCAGCGGUCACAGGAGCGGCGACAGCGACAUCAGCUGCGGAGCGUCAGCCCCGCCCGGCGCCGCCUCCCGCAGCCGCAUCCCGGGUACCACCCUGCGUCCCUGGGUGCCAUCCUGCAUCCCUGACAGCAUCCCUGGGUGCCAUCCUGCAUCCCUGACAGCAUCCUGCAUCCUUGGGUACCAUCCUGCAUCCCUGACAGCAUCCUGGCAUCCUGCAUCCCUGGAACCACCCUGCGCCACUGAGCAGCAUCCGGAAUCGCUGGGCACCACCCUGCGCCCCUGGGCACCACCCGGCACCCCCGGGUACCGCCCUGCACCACCGAGCCGAGUGCUGAGUCCUUGGGCACCGCCGGGCACCCCGGGUAGCGGCCAGCACCCCUGGGUGCCAUCCUGCACCCCUGACAGCGUCCAGCACCUCUGGGUACCAUCCUGCACCACUGACGGCGUCCAGCACCCCUGGGUACCAUCCUGCACCCCUGACCAGCAUCCUGCGUCUCUGAGCAGCAUCCUGAGUGCCUGGGUGCCAUCCUGCAUCCCUGACAGCAUCCAGCACCCCUGGGUGCCCUCCUGCACCACUGACCAGCUUCCUGCGCCCUCGGGUACCCUCCUGCACCGCUGGUACCCCCCGCACCGCUGAGCACCAUCCUGCACCGCGGGCACCGCCUGCCCCCCAGGCCGUGAGCAGCCCCCUCCUCGGGUGACCCCCCACGCCGCGGGUGACCCCCCGCAGCCCCCCAGCAGCAGCCGCCCCUUGGACGUCCCCCGU
This is a messenger RNA of Myiozetetes cayanensis, 1020 nucleotides long. RefSeq lists its product as uncharacterized. The transcript is spliced from 4 exons. Bases 1 to 891 code for a protein of 296 amino acids. NCBI's taxonomy places the organism in Eukaryota, Metazoa, Chordata, Aves, Passeriformes, Tyrannidae. The record is from RefSeq and is a predicted model, not a curated record.